AUGGUCGCAACUGCUGCUGCUGCUGCUAGCGCAGAAUUGCCCAUUGGCGUGGCGGCGACGAACUCGGUCGACGAUCCUGCGGUUCGAGUAGAUUCGAAGUCGCCUACGAUCAUCGCGCCCGAGGCUAUCGCGGAUGACUCGUCUGAGAGGACGCAAAAGAAGUCGUUCUUCGGGUUUUACACAUCGAAGAGGUUUUGGAUUACUUUGGUGAUAGGACAAUUUUUAGCUCUAUGUAUCACGAGUACAAAUACCUUUACAACGCUAUUGUUCCAAGCGGGGACUAGCUUUCCGGCAUUCCAGACCUUUAUCAAUUAUUGUCUGCUCAAUCUCUGCUACACGAGUUUUACGAUUUAUAAAGAAGGAUUUAAAGGAUGGCUUAGGAUUAUAUGGAAAGAUGGGUGGAAGUACUUCAUCCUAGCCUUCUUCGAUGUUGAAGGCAACUACUUCGUCGUGCUAGCAUACAGGUACACUACUAUCCUCUCGGCCGAACUCAUAAACUUCUGGGCUAUUGUCGUGGUCGUAAUUCUCUCCUUCUUUCUCCUUCGCGUCCGAUACCAUUGGUCACAAAUCGUAGGUAUCCUGGUCUGUUGCGCCGGUAUGGGUGUUCUGAUCGGUAGUGAUAAACUCCAAGGAGGUGACUUCCACAGUGGUGCCGAUGUCCUCAAAGGUGAUCUGUUCAUGUUACUCGGAGCGACAUUCUACGGUUUCAGCAACGUUACGGAAGAAUUUUUCGUAUCCAAAACGCCACUUUACGUAGUUAUCGGACAACUAGGAUUUUGGGGGAUGUGUAUCAACGGUGUCCAAGCGGCAAUUUUUGACAGAACUUCGAUCGCGAAUGCAGUUUGGGAUGGGAAAGUAGCGGGAUACCUUGUCGGUUAUAACCUCGUCUUGUUCAUAUUUUAUACCGUCACACCGGUACUUUUCCGUCUAUCCUCUGCGGCGUUUUUUAAUAUCUCGCUAUUGACCGCGAAUUUUUGGGGUUUGAUUAUUGGCAUUAGAGUCUUUGGGUAUAAGGUGCAUUACUUGUACCCAGUGGCUUUUGUGCUGAUUAUGGUCGGUUUGAUUGUGUAUUAUAUCAUGGAUGCUAGUGGGAUUGGUGACGAUAGCGUUAAACCGUGGUUAGGGGAGAACCAAGAGGGUGGACAUGAGGGCAUUGGAACGGCGAAGAGGAGGAUGAGGACGAGGGUUGGAAGGGGGGUUGGAGCGGGUGCUGAUCCUUAG
Molecule: messenger RNA, 1221 nt
Organism: Orbilia oligospora ATCC 24927
Lineage: Eukaryota; Fungi; Ascomycota; Orbiliomycetes; Orbiliales; Orbiliaceae
Exons: 3
Coding region: 1-1221 (406 amino acids)
Biological process (GO): transmembrane transport
Cellular component (GO): membrane
Molecular function (GO): transmembrane transporter activity
Source: RefSeq, a predicted model, not a curated record